AUGGGGCACUGCAAAUCCACGUGCCGCAAGCUUAAGCGUAAGAAUCACGGGCAACAAGGCGACAGAGCAUACGAAUCCUUCUCCCUCCCCUCGGGUGUACGUUCAUCUAUGCCACCUUCACGGCGUGUGGGACAAUCCCAAAGCACAGUUGACCCCCAGCCCACAUUUCCUUUACAGACUACCCAGGAAACUACGAUGAAUUCUUGGGAGCUAGUCCCAAGUGUUGUUUUCCCGAACCUUCACAACACAAUUUGUCAUCUGACUUCGAGUCUUGCGACUGAUCCUAAUGUCUACCUGCAACGGCUUCCAUAUCAUUCUGUGAUUACAGGUUAUGGAGGUCCACAGAAGAUAGCCCAGAUGUUGCUGGAGUGGGUUGAUCCUCAUAUUAGGACACUUGAGGGUAGAUUCCUUCGGGCAGAGGAACUUCUUAGUAUCCAGGCACGUCAGGAUAAUUGUUGGAGCCCAAAUGGAGGCUACGUGGACAUUGUCACAGACUCAAGAAACAACGAAUACUGGCGUGCCUAUCCUGCUUUAACCAAUUUUGAGCUUUUGAGCCAGUUAAAAGAGGACCUAGAGCCAAUCCGCCUUCCCUGGGUCCCGCCUAACGGUAACCUUGAAGCGCUGGUUGGCUUCGCACUGGAAUAUUUCCUUGAUGCAGAAUCAGAACAUUCGGAUAACACAAAGAUAUCCGUUCCGCGCCAAUUUCAGGAUAGUGGCUGGAAUGUGAUGAACUCUGUCACCUGGGCUGCAAACCCUAUCAAAAAAGAUUUGACUGAAAUGACGCAGUUCUUCUGGUCGACCCAGAAGAUGCAGGAACUUGUUCUACCCACAGAGUGCAAGGAGACUCGCCUUAAACUAGAAUCUAGGGAGGUUCCUAUAUUUCUUGAGAUUGAAAACGAAGCUAUCAGACGCGUCUAUGUUCUGAUACCGAAUCCAAUUGAUGCAUUUCUCCUCCGAGAAUGGCGCAAAACUCACAAAAUAUCCGAGGCGCUUCAUUUCACAUCAGCUAUCACCAUGACUGUUGGUAUUCGCCCCUACGCUGGUGAUAAUGGAUGUAUACUGACAAAGGCCAUCCGAGAUUACAUGGAUGAACGGAAAGGAAUUCAGGAACAUUUAGCGCUUGGAACUCUUCAUCCAAUGACUCGCCUAUGGUUUACACGUAGAGGGUUUGCGAAGGACGAAGACAUCUCUCUCUUGCAAGAAAAAGGAGGCGGGAGUCUUAGCAACGCAAUCCUCGUCUUGCUGCAUGUGACCCCAUGUCGUUUUCAAAACGCCCCCAUGACGUCCGCUAUGAGCUCAUUCCGCAGAUCAGAGAAACCCCAUGCCCCAGAGUUUAAGAUUGACAAAGCACAACUUGAAGCUGUUCGGGAUCUCUGUUACCAAUUGAGUAAGAACCUACCAAUUGAUUAUGACCAUCCUAGUGAUGGUUUAAUCCAGGAUGUCAAAUCCAGGGAGGAAGAUUUGGAAGAUGAUGUUGGGGAAGCUGAUGUUCUUGAAAGAGAAGAUCUGGAGACUUCUCGAAUAUGUGUUGAUGACCACGGAACCUUUACGCUUGUGAUGGAGACCCCAGUCACUUUAUGGGACCGAAAAAAGCCCCGUGCUUGUGCUUCAGAUCGAAGCUUCACUAUUGAAGGCAAAACCCGAGAAGAACUCUUACAAGGCCAUAAAUAUCUCGGGACUCGGAGAGGACAGGGAAUGUUUGUUGUGACAAUACAUUCAUGCAUUCAGCUUUUUCGUCGUAUUGAGGAGCCUCCACGGGAAGUCAUUGUUAAGGCCGAGAUUAAGCCACCUAGCCAGCGACAUCCACACGUAUGGGCGCAAGAAACGCUCGCGACAGAUCCAGGGUCACGGUUGGCUUUUCGCAUUAUGUACACAAGGGGUGACGUGGAAACAUCAUCCUAUGUGACUUCAAAUAUGGUCAGAGAUCUCUGUAAGGCCAACUCAUUCGUUCACUGGAUGGAGGGGGAAGGUGUUGCAGACAUUAUCACAAGGCCAAGGCAGUUUGUUGUUGUGAGUUCAUUGACCAUAACCAUCCCCCAAGGUAUCUCACAGCCCGGCUCUUUCUAUACCAACGACUACGCUACCUUAAUCUCUGCCAGAGAUUUCAACUUGGGGGAAAAGCGCAAAAUAGAUGCAGUAUGA
Messenger RNA from Penicillium hordei, 2142 nucleotides. RefSeq lists its product as uncharacterized. The record is from RefSeq and is a predicted model, not a curated record. The transcript is spliced from 5 exons. NCBI's taxonomy places the organism in Eukaryota, Fungi, Ascomycota, Eurotiomycetes, Eurotiales, Aspergillaceae. Bases 1 to 2142 code for a protein of 713 amino acids.